AUGCGAACGCGAGCUGUGCCGUCUGCCCCGGCCAUCACCCUCCAGUCUCCGAGGAUAUCGCGAUCUGUGUCUGCACCCUUGUGUAGCGCUUCAAGGACGUGGCUGCCCCCGGUCUGCGCCGCUGUUUGUGCUUCCGGUGCUUCACAGUGGCGAGGUGUGCAGCACGCAGCGUGGUCGCAGAGGCGUGGUGCCGGGAUUCCCUUCUUCAGACGCUCGCCUUCUGAGGUCCCAGGUCGCGUGGAACCCUCCAAGGAGGCACACUGGGAGCUCUCGGUCCGACUUGAUGCGCUGAGACUAAUGCAGGAGAUGCGCCUCCCGAAGUUGCAGCCAAGCUCCUUCGUGCAAGGCCUUACAAACGCGGCCGCCGGCUGUGCGGAGUUUCAGACGGAGGACAUGGAAGGGCACUGUGCUCCGGAACAGCUGGAGUUCCUUCGCAGCUUCGUGGCCCACCGCUUCGGCAGCCCGCAGUUUGCGGGCGGCCUGAAGAUUUGCCAAAUAGGUUUCAACGCCGGCCACAGCGCUGCGGCGCUGCUGGACCAGGCACCUGAAGACAGCGUGCUGCUGUCUCUGGACUUGUGCCGCCACGCGUACACGCGUCCGCUGGAGAAGUUCGUCGCAAAGACUGCGCAGGAGCGCGGACAGACGCACAUCCUCCUCGAGGGGGACUCGGCAGAGAUGCUUCCAAGGUUUCGACAUAUUGAGUUCGACCUGAUGUUCAUAGAUGGGAACCAUGCUUACGAGGCGGUAAAGCUGGACAUGCUCCUUUGCCUUCAGAUGGCCCUGCCGGAGUCCGUGGUGCUGCUCAAUCACGUUUUCACCGACAUGGACGAGGCCGUCGCGCCGGCCCGGCAGGGGCCUGCGCAUCCAGCCUCUGUGCGCUCCCUGGUCUCCGAGAAGGAGGCGGUGGUACUAUCCAGUGUAGCCGCAGGCCUUUCACUAUCGACGUGGCGGCGUUCGGGGAGGUGCUCACGUACAUCCGUGUUGCUUACCCGGCGCAUCUCUCCGCGGCAGAUAGCGCGAGAUGAGGCAGACGGAGCAUACUUCAAGCCCCUAGUAGACGGAGACGUGCUGUCUGCUUCGGACCCCCAGCGCCUGGUGGUCGCCGUCAUGAUGGUGCUCCUGUCCGCGGGCCUGCUGCGCGUGGCUUCGCUGUUAGGCCCCCUGAGCUGGCAGGCCUCCUGUUGCUGCUUGCUCGCCCUGGUGCUCGGUGUGGAGUUCGCAGACUUCGGUACCGGCGUCUACCACUUCUCGGUUGAUAACUACGGAUCUGCAGAGACGCCCAUCGUCGGAUCUCAGAUCGAAGCUUUCCAAGGCCACCAUGAGGAGCCCUGGACGAUCACCUACAGAGACUUCUGCAACAACUGCUUCCCAACCUGUCUAGCGACAAUGCCCUUUCUCAUCGCCUUCGAGGUGUUCUGCAGCCAGCCGUACAUCCUCCUUUGGGCAGUCGUUGCUUGUGCAGGCAUUGCCUUCUGCCAGGAGUUUCACAAGUGGAGCCACACGCUCCGCUCGCAAUGCCACCCCUUUGUAAACUGGCUUCAAGACGUUGGAAUUCUGGUGCACCGGAAGGCCCACCUUCGCCACCACAAGGCCCCGUACGAGACCAACUACUGCAUCGUCACGGGCCACAUGAACCCCCUCUUGGACAGGACGGGCUUCUUCACCGGCCUGGGUGCGCUCAUCGCAAGCUGGACCGGC
Messenger RNA from Symbiodinium sp. CCMP2456, 1698 nucleotides. The record is from the annotation of a GenBank genome assembly. NCBI's taxonomy places the organism in Eukaryota, Dinophyceae, Suessiales, Symbiodiniaceae.